This is a messenger RNA of Lodderomyces elongisporus, 375 nucleotides long. RefSeq lists its product as uncharacterized. Bases 1 to 375 code for a protein of 124 amino acids. The transcript has a single exon. The record is from RefSeq and is a predicted model, not a curated record. Lineage: Eukaryota; Fungi; Ascomycota; Pichiomycetes; Serinales; Debaryomycetaceae.
AUGUCUCAAUUUUAUGGCGGUAUCAAAUCCUAUGAUGUUCACACAUACUGGAACAACAACAAUACACAGCAGAGAGAGUUUGCUUACAACUUAAGAGAAAAAGUUUUGAAAGAGUUUGCUUCUGAAAUAGAAAAUGGUGAUAUACGAGUAUACAAAUUUUGGGAUAAGCCAAUUGGACCGCAUCCAAUAAAUAUGUGGGAGCUCGAUUUCAAGAAACCAGAAAUAUUUGUUAAAGUUGUACCCUUUUUCCAGCUCAAUCAUGGAAAAUUAUCAGUAUUAAUUCAUCCACGAACUGAUCAAGGAGAUUUGAAAGAUCAUACUGAUAACGCUUUGUGGUUGGGUCACAAAGUUAGGUUAGACACAAGUACUUUAUAA